GGCGGUAGCGCUCCGAGCCUCCUGCCAGCCGGGACUCCAUCCACCAUACGCCCCCUGCCAGUCCGCCCCGAGUCAGGCCCCUGUCCCUUCCGUUGGGGCCGCCCGGGCCCGUCAGCGGCCCGCACGGGCUCCUGAGCCCCGGGGGUCGUGCCGUCCCCGCCCGCGGCUCAUCUCACCUCGGAGCACCGAGAUGGAGCGGGGCUGGGGGCAGCUGGCGAGAUGGUCUCCAAAGGAGGCAGCGAUGCCGGGGAGCCUAAAGACGGGGGGCAGAGACCCAAGAUGUAGGCAGCAACCUGGAGAUACUAAGCGGGGACAGAGAGAGAAGGCGGGGCUCGGGAUGGGGCUGGGAGGAACGCAGACCCCAAGGGCAGACGGAUAGCCGACCCCUGGAGAGACAGAAGGGAAGGGGGGGGGGGGGGCCGGAAAGAGAUCCGGCGGGCUGCAAAAGCCUGGGCAAGGCUGGCGGGAGGUGCCAAGAGCGCCAACCCCCGCUGCUCCAGUUCCUCCUGGGUCCGAAUCCGGAAAGGCCCGUGAAAAGGGUUCUAGGCACCUAGCGCCCGCCUCGGACCCAGCAGGUUCAGCGCGGCAAGCUUAGGUCUUGGAAGGAGGAGGUACGAGUUGGGGUGGAGCGUUCCCGUCGAGGCAUCAGACAAAACACUACAAGUACCAGCAAGCACUAGGGCCCCCACUUGGAGGAACCAACUUCUCGGCGCGCAAGGACGGAAGGGAACUGUAGUUUGCCGAGGCCGUUGUGACCAGGGGUGGAGUCUCUCGGAACUUUCCCCCCCAAAGUUUUUAGGGACUCCUCCGGCGGAGUCCCUAGGCUUCCGCGCGCAGAACCAGAGGCGGGGCAUCAUUUCCAUGUCAUUCGGCCCUCCCGGCUGUGCCAGCGGGUUGGGGAUUUGACCUAUUGGAAUCAGCUGACGGGGAGGGGGGUGAGGAGAGGCGGCCCAGCGGAAAGGAGGGGGACCCUUAGGUGCCCGGCCCAGGACUAGCCUGCCGGAUCAUGGCCAAGACCAAGCCGCGGAUCCUGCCUUGGUUGCGGGAGCAGCUGGACUCGGGGCUCCUGGGGGCGGUGUGGAUCAAUGAAGAGCGCACGCUCUUCUACAUCCCCUGGAAGCACGGGCUCCGCCAGGACCUACAGGAGGACGAUUUCCGCAUCUUCCAGGCGUGGGCGGAGGCCAGCGGCAGCUACCGGCCCGGCAUCGACGCCCCGGACCCAGCCACCUGGAAGCGGAAUUUUCGGGCAGCGCUGGACCGCAAGAAGAACCUCCGCGUGCUCAGCAACCGCAGCCGGGACUCGCAGAAUCCGCACAAGAUCUACGAGUUCUUGCCCGAGGUCGGGGAGGGCCGCGAGUCCGGCCCAGCCGCCGAGCCCGAGGAGCAGGAGGCCAUCCAGGAUAUCCUGAAGACGCUGACCCUGUCCCCGCAGCCACCCCCGCAGCAGCUCCCCGAAGCCUUCAGCCCCAACUCGAUCUUGGAGCAGCUCCCCCAGACACCAGAGCCGGCCCCGGCCUGCAACCCCCUGAUGGCACUUUUGGCCAAUGGCCUGCAGUCCGAGUAUGAGGUGACGGCCUUCUACAGGGGCCGCCAGGUCCUUCAGGAGUGCCUCUCCUGCCUGGGGGGCCUGCGGCUGGUUGGGCCGAACCCUGGGGUGGAGGCCGGGACCCAGGUGGCCGGAACCGCCCUGGCCCUGCCCGAGCCCAGCAGCACCCUGGCUGAUCAGCACGUGGCCUAUUAUGUGGGCAAGGUGCUGGGCAGCCUGGGGGCCGGGCUGGCCUUGUGGACCUCCCAGACGGGGCUGCGGGCUCAGCGCCUGGGCCACUGCCGGGCCUACUGGGCCCUGGGAGAACAGGCAGCCCCGGGGGCCACAGGCAGGGAAGUGACCAAGGAGAACGCCGGCCAGCAAGUCUGCUACAUUUCCCAGUUUGUGAACGACCUCAUCUCCUUCCUGGAAGGCAGUCACCGCUCGCCCCAGUACACCGUCUGGUUCAGCCUAGGGGAGCCUUGGCCCACAGAAGCCCAACCGUGGACCAAGAAGCUUAUCAUGGUCAAGGUGGUGCCCACCGCUCUGCGGGCGCUCCACGAGGUGGCGCAGGCCGGCGGGGCGUCCUCCCUGGAAGAGGUGGACCUGCAGAUCUCCAGCAGCCUCUCCCUGUCCCUGGCACCUGCCCAGCUCCACAGCUACCUGCAGGAGCUGACCCACACCAUGCAGUGGGAGUCCGGGGCUCACUGCUGAUGGGUCCCCCCUCCCGGGCCCGGGUCCCUGCACGGGACAAGCCACCCUGACCCCUCCCCGAGCCUGUACCUUCUCUGCAAAAUAAAAGGGCUGCUCGUGUGUCUUU
Messenger RNA from Sarcophilus harrisii (Tasmanian devil), 2345 nucleotides. RefSeq names its product interferon regulatory factor 3. The record is from RefSeq and is a predicted model, not a curated record. Bases 1007 to 2239 code for a protein of 410 amino acids. Gene Ontology annotation, biological process: immune system process; regulation of transcription by RNA polymerase II. NCBI's taxonomy places the organism in Eukaryota, Metazoa, Chordata, Mammalia, Dasyuromorphia, Dasyuridae. Gene Ontology annotation, molecular function: DNA-binding transcription factor activity, RNA polymerase II-specific; protein binding; RNA polymerase II cis-regulatory region sequence-specific DNA binding. Gene Ontology annotation, cellular component: nucleus. The transcript has 8 exons.